CUGAGUUUAAGAAGCACCUCGAACAUAACUUUUUAUCGGACAUCAAAACUGGUACCUCGCACGGCACGCCCUUGGAGCGCACGGUCUGCGAGCGACAGUGCCGACUGCCGUAUGGGCGGAAAAAGUACCAUCUGCACCUCCCAAACUGCGGGGAGUUUUCGCUCCGCCCGGACAAUCUGGUUUUUUCCGGGGAAAAACAGAAACCGUGGAAACUUUUGGAAUUUUAUUCCAACCGUUGUGCCGGAGGAAAAACAAGUUUACUCUACAGCUUCACCGGCCGGCUGCAGCUCGACCAAUGCACAAAGAAACUGAUGAUCGCGACAGAAAAUGUCGAAAACGACACCAGGGAAGAUCUUCAGAAUAAAGUCGGGGAUAAAGCUCUGGAUUAUUUCCAGAAUCUGGAACUGCGUCGGGGGAUCUGUGCAGAGACCGGGGCGGAAAAGCUGUACUUGAGUUUCGAGCGGGAGGUCGUGCCGCGGGACGACGAGGACGAGGACCCACGCGAGGACACUGAGAUGGUUGUGGACCAACUCGAGGCAGGUCGAGAAAGUACAGGAUCCAUGAUAAACCCAUUAGAAGAUCCGGAGGAAAAGU
This is a messenger RNA of Amoebophrya sp. A120, 594 nucleotides long. Lineage: Eukaryota; Dinophyceae; Syndiniales; Amoebophryaceae. The record is from the annotation of a GenBank genome assembly.